AAAAAUUUUGUGAAAAUAAAAAGUAAUGACUACAGAAAAACCCUUUCGAGACCAACCCAGCAAUCUAAAUUUAUUACUGAAGCAACAAAUUAUCAGGCAGCUUGAAGAGGCCAAUGAAGAUCACUACAAAAGACCUAACUACGAGGAUUGUGUAACGAUCGAUAAGAAGACAACAAUAUCAAAGAAAAUAUACUCUAGCGAGAGUGAUUUCGAAGGAUUAAGAAUGACCCUGGCAAAUACCCAAAUAAACGAAUCAACAGCUGCUGAGAAUCAUAAGUUAAUGUGCGACCAUUAUGAUCUACUCGAGCAAGUGCUGGAACACGUAGUGCAAUACGUCGAGUGCAUAAUCUUGGAAAGUAAAUCGAUGAAUCGGCUCUCGAUUGCACUUAAUGCAUUUGCAAUAAGCGAUAAUUUAAUUACCGGAGAUGCAACUCAGCACUUCAAUACUCUCUGCGAAUCACCGAACCUAGCGACUUUGGAAGAGGUCAGGACCAAGCUGUUUGUAUGUCUUAAUAGUAAUGAGAAUAUAAAUUCGUUGAGAUAUGAAUGCGAGGAGAAAAAGCGCGACUUUCAUUUGGCGCUAAAAAACUUUAAAAUUAUUUUAGAGGUAAUGAAUAUUAACAACAGCUCCUUAAAAAAACUCCAACAUCAAUUCGAAGAAGUCCUAAUGAAGUAUCAAGAAUGCCGAUGUGUGUUGGAUAAGGAGCUACCUUACGUGAUUGCCGAACGUUCUAAAGUUUUAUCGGAGUGUUUGGGUUUAUUGGGUCAGGACAUGGAAACUAGACUCGAAGAUAAAUUGCACUUUUCAAAUCAAAUUAAAAAAUUAAAAACCUCUAUAGACGGCGACGGAUACGCACUGGUCAAAAAGGAAGAUAACGUCUAACAAUAGUGAUUAAGUUUUUAGUAAUAGUCUUACUUAAAAAUAAAUUUGUGAUUUAUGCUAAUUCCUAAAUAUAUUUAAAAAUUUACUAGUGGAUGUUUGCACAAACAGGUCAAAUACUUUAGGCUUACUUUAG
This is a messenger RNA of Brassicogethes aeneus, 1016 nucleotides long. The record is from the annotation of a GenBank genome assembly. Lineage: Eukaryota; Metazoa; Arthropoda; Insecta; Coleoptera; Nitidulidae.